UUCUUUUUUCCCCCUUGUCAAUGGCUUUCAGGACGCAUUCUAUUUGAAUGUCCGGAGCUUUAAAGUGACAAAUAAUGGAUAUUCUAUGGAUAUUAUGGAGCAUAUCGGCCGUUAUAGCUGUUGAAGAGACGCUCAUGGACUCCACCACAGCCACGGCGGAGCUGGGCUGGACCGUCUACCCUGUGUCAGGUUCUAGUGACAACAGCUGGGAGGAGGUGAGCGGUUAUGAUGAAAACAUGAACACCAUCCGGACCUACCAGGUCUGCAAUGUUUUUGACAACAAUCAGAACAACUGGGUACGGACAAAGUACAUCCGGCGUCGCGGUGCCCAGCGAAUACAUGUGGAAAUGAAGUUCUCAGUGAGGGACUGCAGUAGCAUCCCCAAUGUACCGGGCUCCUGCAAAGAGACAUUUAACCUCUAUUAUUACGAAUCAGACGCUGACACCGCCACCAGAACAUCACCAGCUUGGAUGGAAAACCCCUGGGUCAAGGUUGACACCAUUGCAGCAGAUGAGAGCUUUUCUCAGGUGGACCUUGGAGGCAGAGUGAUGAAAAUCAACACUGAGGUUCGGAGCUUCGGCCCUGUGUCGCGGAACGGGUUUUACCUGGCCUUCCAGGACUACGGCGGCUGCAUGUCGCUUAUCGCUGUUCGCGUCUUCUACAGAAAGUGCCCUCGUAUCAUCACAAACGGAGCCUUGUUCCAGGAGACACUGUCGGGGGCAGAGAGCACCUCCCUAGUGGCAGCCCGGGGUGUUUGCAUCCCUAAUGCGGAGGAGGUGGAUGUGCCCAUUAAGCUGUACUGCAACGGAGACGGCGAAUGGAUGGUACCCAUCGGACGCUGCAUGUGCAAGGCUGGGAACGAGGCUGUGCAGAAUGGAACUGUUUGUCGAGCUUGUCUGUCUGGGUUUUUCAAGCCAACUCAAGGUGACCAGCCCUGCAUGCAGUGUCCCAUCAACAGUCGGACCACCAAUGAAGGCGCCAUCAACUGUGUUUGUCGCAAUGGAUACUACCGCACAGACUCCGACCCCCUCCAGAUGCCGUGCACAACGGUUCCUUCUGCUCCACGGAACGUUAUCUCCAGUGUGAACGAAACCUCUGUCAUGCUGGAUUGGAUGCCUCCUCGCGAUUCAGGGGGCCGCGAGGACGUCGUCUUCAACAUCAUUUGCAAGAGCUGUGGAGGAGGGCGAGGAGGCUGCACCCGCUGCGGGGACAAUGUUCAGUUUUUGCCCCGUCAGCUGGGUCUGACAGAACCCCGGGUCUACAUAAGUGACCUGUUAGCCCACACGCAGUAUACUUUUGAGGUGCAGGCUGUCAACGGGGUGUCAGAUCAGAGUCCCUACUCCCCUCAGUACGCUUCAGUCAACAUUACCACAAACCAGGCUGCGCCGUCCACAGUGUCAAUAAUGCACCAGGUCAGUCGUACCGUGGACAGCAUCACCCUCUCCUGGUCCCAACCCGACCAACCCAACGGGGUUAUUCUGGACUACGAACUGCAGUACUAUGAAAAGGACCAAUCAGAAUAUAACUCUUCCACCAUCAGGAGCCAGACCAACACGGCGGUCAUCCGUGGCCUCAAGCCCGGAAGCAUCUAUGUGUUCCAGGUCCGAGCCCGCACCGUAGCUGGGUUUGGACGCUACAGUGGCAAGCUGUACUUCCAGACCAUGACUGAGGAGGAGUACAACACGAGCAUUCAGGAGAAGCUGCCUCUCAUCAUCGGUUCAGCAGCUGCUGGCUUGGUCUUCCUCAUUGCUGUGGUUGUCAUCAUCAUCGUCUGUAACCGGAGGCGUGGCUUCGAGAGGGCUGAUUCUGAGUACACUGACAAACUGCAGCACUACACCAGCGGCCACAUGACUCCAGGAAUGAAGAUUUACAUCGAUCCAUUCACAUACGAGGAUCCCAACGAGGCUGUGAGGGAGUUCGCCAAGGAGAUUGAUAUAUCCUGUGUGAAGAUUGAGCAGGUCAUCGGUGCAGGAGAGUUUGGGGAAGUGUGCAGUGGCAACCUAAAGCUGCCUGGUAAAAGAGAGAUGUUUGUGGCCAUCAAGACUCUGAAGUCUGGUUACACGGAGAAGCAGAGGCGGGACUUCCUCAGUGAGGCCAGCAUCAUGGGCCAGUUUGACCAUCCUAACAUCAUUCACCUGGAGGGUGUGGUCACGAAGAGCAGCCCUGUCAUGAUCAUCACUGAGUUCAUGGAGAACGGAUCGCUGGACUCCUUCCUUAGGCAAAACGACGGGCAGUUCACUGUGAUCCAGCUCGUCGGCAUGCUCCGUGGCAUUGCCUCGGGAAUGAAAUACCUUUCAGACAUGAACUACGUGCACCGUGACCUCGCUGCCCGUAACAUUCUGGUCAACAGCAACCUUGUGUGCAAGGUGUCGGACUUUGGACUUUCGCGCUUCCUGGAGGACGAUACCUCAGACCCCACUUACACCAGCGCUCUGGGAGGGAAGAUCCCUAUCCGAUGGACUGCACCCGAAGCCAUCCAAUACAGGAAGUUCACCUCUGCUAGUGAUGUGUGGAGCUAUGGAAUAGUCAUGUGGGAGGUCAUGUCCUACGGAGAGAGGCCUUACUGGGACAUGACUAAUCAAGAUGUCAUCAACGCCAUAGAGCAGGACUACCGUCUACCGCCACCCAUGGACUGUCCCAGUGCGCUGCACCAGCUCAUGUUGGACUGCUGGCAGAAAGACCGCAACAACCGACCAAAGUUCAGUCAGAUCGUCAACAACCUGGACAAGAUGAUCCGCAAUCCCAACACCCUGAAGGCCAUGACCCCGUUAUCGUCAUGUGUUCAUCUGCCGCUCCUGGACCGCAGCAUCCCAGACUUCUCCAGCUUCAGCACUGUGGACGAGUGGCUGGACGCCAUCAAGAUGGGACAGUACAAAGACAACUUCGCCAGCGCCGACUUCACCACCUUUGAUGUGGUGUCUCAUAUGACCAUGGACGACAUCCUUCGGGUGGGCGUGACGUUAGCAGGCCACCAAAAGAAGAUUCUCAACAGCGUCCAGAUGAUGCGGGCACAAAUGAACCAGAUCCAGUCUGUGGAGGUUUGACCCUCCCGAGCGGCGCAGAGGGAAAAGGCGGUCCGGGUGCAGGUCUCUGGGUGCGGAGGAUGGAGUGGAUGUUUACUUUUUUUCGCGUGACAGUUUGGUCUUCCCACCAGAUCGCCGUUCAUCCCCCGUUCCCUUCUCCACCUCUCUGUCCUCUUCUGUCCUCUCACCUCGACUGUUCCUUCAUUCUCGGGAUCAGCUGUGGAAGGCGAGGCCAUGUGAUGAGGUGUCAGAGGAGUCACAGCCAAAAAUAAAAGAAAGAAAAAAAACAAAAUAAACAAAGAAAAACCCUGCAGCCUGAAGCGCAGGAGGUUAGACCUGACCAGCAACACAUUUUUCAAUCUUCCACCAAUUUUGCUUUUGUUGGUUCUUUCUUCUGAUAAUUUUGUAAAGAGUUUUUUUAAAGGAUAAAGACUGAGCAAAGGCGAGGAUUUUAUCUAAAUUUAUAGAUGAUAUAAGGCUGUACACGAGACGAACUUAGUAGAAAGCUACCCUUUAAAAGGGCCCCAAACAACAAAACAAA
Messenger RNA from Thalassophryne amazonica, 3564 nucleotides. It is a transcript of the gene ephb2b, whose product is annotated as eph receptor B2b. Gene Ontology annotation, biological process: central nervous system projection neuron axonogenesis; protein phosphorylation; axon guidance. The record is from RefSeq and is a predicted model, not a curated record. Gene Ontology annotation, cellular component: plasma membrane; neuron projection. Lineage: Eukaryota; Metazoa; Chordata; Actinopteri; Batrachoidiformes; Batrachoididae. Gene Ontology annotation, molecular function: protein binding; transmembrane-ephrin receptor activity; ATP binding. Bases 75 to 3044 code for a protein of 989 amino acids. The transcript has 16 exons.